Messenger RNA from Thalassophryne amazonica, 1047 nucleotides. RefSeq names its product LHFPL tetraspan subfamily member 3 (gene lhfpl3). The record is from RefSeq and is a predicted model, not a curated record. NCBI's taxonomy places the organism in Eukaryota, Metazoa, Chordata, Actinopteri, Batrachoidiformes, Batrachoididae. The transcript is spliced from 4 exons. Bases 332 to 1021 code for a protein of 229 amino acids. Gene Ontology annotation, cellular component: plasma membrane. Gene Ontology annotation, biological process: sensory perception of sound.
AGAGUGGGAUUAAGGGAUGUGGGUUGGCUCUGCGUGAUUCCAGCAAUCAGAGGAUCUCUGCUGCGGUUGUUGGUCCGUCGGCGUCGAGCGCAGACGAACCCUUUCAAAAGAUCCCUCGCUGCCUCUUUGCAGAACAGAAAAUAAGAUGCACAUUUUUAUUUACUCAUUUAUUUAUUUAUUUUUAACCCACAUGAGGACUGUGGGAUAAGGCGCCGGGUGAUGGAUUCCUGCAGCGCGCGUUUGGUGUUGCAAAGCGCACGAAGCGUGCGUGGACCGACGUGAUGCUCGCUCAGUGAAGUCACAUCAGUCGAUCCAGAGGACGGAGCAGAGGAUGGUCCCCGGGGCCCCCAACACCGCCACCACCAUGCUUCCUGCGUCCGAGGCUGCCAAAAUUUACCAGACCAAUUACGUGCGCAACUCUCGCGCCAUCGGUGUCCUGUGGGCCAUCUUCACCAUCCUCUUCGCCAUCGUCAACGUGGUGUGCUUCAUCCAGCCCUACUGGAUCGGUGACGGCGUGGACACCCCGCAGGCGGGCUACUUCGGUCUCUUCCACUACUGCAUCGGGAACGGGCUGUCCCGGGACCUGGCCUGCCAGGGCAGCUUCACCGAGUUCAGCAGCAUCCCGUCCAACGCCUUCAAAGCCGCCUCCUUCUUCAUCGGCAUGUCCAUGGUGCUGGUCCUCACCUGCAUCGUCUGCUUUGCGCUCUUCUUUUUCUGCAGCACCGGAACCGUGUAUAAGAUCUGCGGCUGGAUGCAGCUGGCUGCAGGUACCUGUCUGAUUCUGGGCUGUAUGAUCUAUCCGGACGGCUGGGACAGCGACGAAGUGAAGCGGAUGUGUGGCGAGCAGACAGAUAAGUACACGCUGGGGGCUUGCUCAGUGCGCUGGGCCUACAUCCUCGCCAUCAUGGGCAUCAUGGACGCGCUCAUCCUGUCCUUCUUGGCCUUCAUCCUGGGCAACCGUCAGGACAGCCUGAUGUCCGAGGAACUGCUGGGAGACAAAAGCAGUAACGCCGCCAUAUAACGUGACUUCACACACAAACACAGGUA